Abrus precatorius (Indian licorice) is the source of this 1148-nucleotide messenger RNA. RefSeq names its product auxin-responsive protein IAA14-like. Lineage: Eukaryota; Viridiplantae; Streptophyta; Magnoliopsida; Fabales; Fabaceae. Gene Ontology annotation, biological process: regulation of DNA-templated transcription. Gene Ontology annotation, cellular component: nucleus. The record is from RefSeq and is a predicted model, not a curated record. The transcript has 5 exons. Gene Ontology annotation, molecular function: protein binding. Bases 181 to 918 code for a protein of 245 amino acids.
UCUUGUAAUCUAUAUAGCCAAACAAACCAAGCAGCAUUAUAAUAGAAGUGGACACAAGAAAAAGGGAAGCUAUACCCAUAAGGAGAAACACUUUCUCAGAGGUGAAACCAAAAGAGUUUUUCUUUUUCCUUUUCAUAUAUACUCUGCUGCUAAGUUCUGGGUUUCAUUCAGAAGCCAAAAAUGGCAACUUUGCUUGGAAAGGAGAGUGGUUUGAACCUGAAGGAGACUGAACUUUGCCUUGGCUUGCCUGGUGGCGGUGGCGGCGGCGGCGGUGGUGGAGGUGGCGGUGGCUCUGAGGUGGAAACUCCAAAGGCCACUGGGAAGAGAGGAUUCUCUGAGACAGUUGAUCUGAAGCUCAAUCUUCAAUCCAAGGAAGAUCUGAAUGAGAAUCUGAAGAAUGUCUCAAAGGACAAGGCCAUCCUUAAGGAUCCUGCCAAGCCACCAGCCAAGGCUCAAGUAGUUGGUUGGCCACCAGUGAGGUCAUAUAGGAAGAACAUGAUGGCACAGAAGGUUAACAGUGAGGAUGGUGCUGAGAAGACAACAAGCACCAAUACUUCUGGGGCAUUUGUCAAAGUUUCCAUGGAUGGAGCACCUUACCUUCGUAAGGUGGACCUCACAAUGUACAAAAGCUACAAAGAGUUAUCUGAUGCUUUGGCCAAAAUGUUCAGCUCCUUUACCAUGGGUAACUAUGGGGCCCAAGGAAUGAUAGACUUCAUGAAUGAGAGCAAGUUGAUGGAUCUUCUUAACAGCUCUGAGUAUGUGCCAACCUAUGAAGAUAAGGAUGGUGACUGGAUGCUCGUGGGUGAUGUCCCAUGGGAGAUGUUUGUUGAGUCAUGCAAGCGUCUGCGAAUAAUGAAAGGAUCAGAAGCGAUUGGGCUCGCGCCAAGAGCAAUGGAAAAAUGCAAAAGCAGAAGCUGAAGGUGGCCUAAUACAUGUUCUGUGAAAUCCCGUAUCAAAGUGGACCUAUAAAAAAGAUAUAUGAAGCACUUCUGCUGAGACUGUGGAGCGGAGUGUCGUUAGUUUGAAUGUGUCUGUGUUUUGUUCGUAUAUAGAUUCAACUUUAAUUUUAAGGAGCCUAUGGGGCAUUUGUAAUGGACAAGAAGCAAUAAACUUAACCUAUAUACUAGUUUGGCUUGUUUAUUUGUGAU